This is a messenger RNA of Plenodomus lingam JN3, 1431 nucleotides long. RefSeq lists its product as uncharacterized. Gene Ontology annotation, cellular component: phagophore assembly site; membrane; cytoplasm. NCBI's taxonomy places the organism in Eukaryota, Fungi, Ascomycota, Dothideomycetes, Pleosporales, Leptosphaeriaceae. Gene Ontology annotation, biological process: autophagosome assembly; protein autophosphorylation; peptidyl-serine phosphorylation. The record is from RefSeq and is a predicted model, not a curated record. Gene Ontology annotation, molecular function: ATP binding; protein serine/threonine kinase activity.
AUGAGCGUAAUAAAAAGACUUCGAUGCGCUUUCCGGACGGGAUGUAACAAAAUAAAUAUUGCCGUACGCGGCCAAGUCCAGACGAACGAUGCUCCAACAGCUCUCAAGCAAGACUCGAUCCCAUCACAAGCACCCUCCUGUAGGGAUCGACCUCGCCCCCUCAAGCGAAAAGGGAAGGCGAGCAAUCCCCAGGUAUUUACGAUACAUCACUAUGCGGAUGGCCAAUCCGAUGGUUUCGAACAGUCGGCGAAUAGCGCUGAGAAGGUGUCCAAUCGCAGGAGCCCUUCCUUAGAGCGGUAUAUAGCCAUUCGAAACGUGGGGAGAGGUGGGAAUGGUGAGGUGCACCUCUGCCGUGACUCUGAACAGGGUACGCAUGUGGCCGUCAAGACAAUUUGGCAUGACGAUCCAGCACCCCCCAACGAAGUUGUGAUUUUGGAGAUGCUCGGACCCCAUGAAAACAUCGUAAGGUACCAUACGAUGAUGAGGGACACAGAUGAUAAUGGCGCCAUGCAGCUCGUCUUCGAAUACUGUCCAAUGGGCGACCUGGUCGACUAUGUGAACGACCUGCCAGCACCCACACUCGAAGAGACUUUCAUCUGGCACAUCUUCACGCAUGUCACGAACGGGUUACACUACAUGCACCGUCAAGGAUUCAUCCACGGAGACAUCAAAUCAGCCAACAUAUUGCUGACAACUCCACGUCAGGGAGUACGGUACCCGCAUCCAAAGAUCGCCGACUUUGGCACUGCCUCCUAUCUCCCUCUCCGCACUAUUCCAAACGGCCAUCUUGGAACGCGCGGUUACCAGGCUCCUGAGUGGGAGCAUCGAUUCGGACCGGAGGCAGACAUCUGGGCUCUCGGCUGCAUUCUCCACGAGAUGGCUCAUGGCAAGGCACCUGUCCGCUCAAUAGAGGAGCCUAAUUCAUCGGCCGCCCUCUGGUUCCACAUGAGUGGCAAGCGUAUCCCACCUAACACCCCGUACGAGCUUCAAUACCAGGAGAUGUGCUUCUUCACCGCCUUCCACAUCCCAUCGCCCAUCCGCAUCGACCGUCCCUGCCGCCACGGCGCAGUAAUCUACAGCAGACUCUUGAACUAUUUCAUGAUGCGCUGUCUAGACUUCGACCCAGAUACACGCAUCUCAGCGAUGGAGUUGUGGCAACUCCUUCCCAGGCUCGACGCCGUUGUGCACAACAUUUUCUUCAGCGGACAAGAGCACUUGCUUGACCAGUUCGAUGACGGUCAUGAUGCGAACUGGAAGGCGGUGAAGAACGUGAGGGAUUCUGGGGUGUUGAAGGCUGUGUUUUGUGCGCUUGCGACGGCCUCGGAUGAGGAGUGGUGCGAGCAGAGUUUUGGGUGGGGGAUGCAUUUGCUGGAUCUCAUGGAGCCGUUGGAUCGGGUGGCUGCUUGCCAUUAUGUUGGGCGGUCUGAAUGA